Octopus bimaculoides (California two-spot octopus) is the source of this 390-nucleotide messenger RNA. Its product is annotated as integumentary mucin C.1-like. Lineage: Eukaryota; Metazoa; Mollusca; Cephalopoda; Octopoda; Octopodidae. The record is from RefSeq and is a predicted model, not a curated record.
ACCACCACCACUACUUCUACUACGACUACUACCCCUUCUGUAUCUACCACCACCACCACUACUACUACAUUUAUAAACACUACCACCACUAUCAAUAGUAUCGUUAUUUUUACUACUACUACUACUACUACUACUACUACUACUACUAUUACUACUACUACUACUAAUAUUGCUACUACUACCACCACUACUCCAUUCAUAGCCACUUCUGCCACUACUUCCAGCACUAUCUGUCUAACUACUACUACUACUACUACUACUACUACUACUACUACUACUACCACUACCACUACUACUUCUACUACCACUACCACUACAACUUCUACUACCACCACCACCACCACUACUACUACUCUGGACAUAUAUGGGAGUUUCUGCGUGCUUGUUUGA